AUGCAGUCCCUGAUAGGAGGUCAGGCGAUGGCCAACGCGCCCUCCAACCUCGGGACACCCGCCGGGCAGGGUGCCGGACAGCAGGCGGGCUCUCAGAUGCACCUCGCCAACGGCCACAACGGUGCUGGCGGCGCGGGAUCGUUUGGCACCGUAGGCGGCUCCAUGCAGAACGGCGCGGGCGGUGCGGGCAGCGCCGGCAACACGCAGAACCUCGUCUACCCGGCGCUGCACCUCCACCCGCUCAACGACACCUUCGCCCCCAAACAAAUCAACCUUGCACCGCCUGGACCCAACAACCGGAUCAAGAUCGGAAGGCAGACCAACGCCAAGACGGUGCCCAAUCCGUCCAACGGAUACUUCGACAGCAAGGUGCUUUCCAGGAUGCACGCGGAAGUGUGGUGCCAGGAUGGAAAGGUCUUUAUCAAGGAUGUGCGCUCGUCCAACGGCACCUUCAUCAACGGGGAACGGCUCUCGCCCGAGGCGCAGGAGUCGGACGUCUUUGAGCUGCACAACGAGGACAUGGUCGAGUUUGGAAUCGACAUCGUCGGCGACGACAGCAAGACCAUCAUCCACCACAAGGUGGCAUGCCGUGUGUACCUCGUCAUCACGGCAGAGGAUGCGCUGGGGCUGCGCAACGACUUUGCCAGCCUCUACCGCGGCGGCGUGCACGGCGGUCCCUUGGGCAACAACGGCGUGGGUCCGGGUGCCGAGGGUGGCCUCCGACGCGGCAAGGCCGGCUUCAGCUUCGACCACGUGCUCAGCAAGCUGCAAAACGAGCUGCAGCGGAGCAAGGAGCAGUGGAACGACCUCGGAAGCCUGACGACGACGAUGCACGACAUCCACGAGACGCUGGGCGGCGGCGCGGCGCCGAUGGCCAACCCUCCGUACCAGCACAUGGUCCCGCCGCUGCCGAGCACCGAGGCGCAGUCGAGGGAGGCCGCCGAGUCCGCCUCCAAGCACGCGCAGACGAUUGCCGGCCUUCAGGCCCAGCUCACCGAGACGCAGGCGUCGCUCACUUCCCACGUCGACAAGAUCAAGAGCCUCGAGGAGAUGCUGUCGGAACACGCAUCGAUCAAGGCCGAGGUCGGCGCCAUCAAGAUGCAGAUGGAGCAGGCGAAGCGGGAGAUGGAGCUGGCCACCGAAAGAGGCAGCAAAGGAGGCGCCAGUUUCGGAGCCCGCCUCCGGCAGCUCGACGAUGGCUCCGUCUCGAGAGCCGCUCCUGCCGACGACGACGACCUCGACGACGGCAUGAGCGUCGCCAGCAUGGACACCGUCCUGGCCGGUGACGACGCCGGGAGCGCCGCCACGCUGAGGCGAGCGCCAGACGGACAUGUGGGCCCUAGAGCGCCGCCCGAUCUGCCGCCUGGCGUCGAGGAUCCAGACAAAGAGGCCAGGGAGCAGGCGAGUGAGGGGGACGCCGAGCAGGCGACGGCCGCCACUGCGGCAGCGCAUGCUGCCGGAGAGUCAGCAUCGGCGACGGCGCGGGACGACGAGCUGCGAGCUCAGAAUGCAGCGCUGUCGGCACGCCUGGAUCAGCUCUCGAAGCAGCUGGAGUCGGCGCUUGCACUUAGCGAGGGCCUGCAGAGCCAGCACGCACAGGUGACCGAGACCGUCAAGGUGCUCGAGAGCCGGGUGCGGACGCUGGAGAAGGAAGUGGAGCAGAAGGUCGGGCGGGUCGAGGGGACCGUUGCACAAGCGAUGGAAGGUCGAUGGACCGAAUGGCGGCAGGAGAUUGAGGAGGGAUGGCGCCGCGAGCGGGAAGGAUGGGAAUCGGAGCGGGAAGAGCUGCGCAAGGUGGUCAAGGCGUGGGACGAAGCCAACAGACGGAUGGAGGACGAGCUCAACGGCGAGUUUGAGGGUGCUGUGUCCGCAUCGGCACCGCAUGCGACUUCUUCAAGCGUCGACGCAGCGGAAAUGCAGGACGCAGCGGCAGGACCUUCGAGCUCAGCAUCCGACGGUCUGCGCAGCAAGGAAGCUACCGGCGGCAAAGUGGCCACCGUCGAUGGCGCACAACCGAGAAACAACGGCAACGGCAGGCGCAGCAAGCGCAAGCGCCACGUCAACAGCGCUCUGCGGAGCCUCCUAUACGGCUCUAGCGGUGCCGGCACCCUGGUCAACGGAUCCGAAGUAUCACCGCGCUUUGGAAGCGACGGCGAAGGCCAGGACGAGGGCGAUGGCGAAUCGAGCCGCAGUGCGGGCUCCCGCGCAGGCCGGUGGUCCGACGACGAGGGCUCGUCAAGCGGCCAAACGAGGAGCGUUGCCGACUCGACUUCGACGAGACCUUCCGUCUCAACCGGCAUCACCUCGCCCGGGCUAUCUCCGGCCAACUCGGUGGCGGGUCGCAAGUAUGGCAACGACGGUGGCACCGACAGAGCCGUCGGGGCUGGUUCCGGGCGCGGCGAGCUCGGACCACAUGGUGGCAGAUAUACCAGCAAGGACUUGACACACGCGGGCGGACAGACCAUUUCGGCGGCAGCAGCGGGAGUUGUGGUGGUCGGCGUCGCGGCUUGGGUGUUGGCAGGAAAGAGCGGCAUCGCAUUCUCCAUCCCAGCCUCCGCCAAAGUCUAG
Molecule: messenger RNA, 2568 nt
Organism: Pseudozyma flocculosa PF-1
Lineage: Eukaryota; Fungi; Basidiomycota; Ustilaginomycetes; Ustilaginales; Ustilaginaceae
Exons: 3
Coding region: 1-2568 (855 amino acids)
Cellular component (GO): cytoplasm
Molecular function (GO): protein binding
Source: RefSeq, a predicted model, not a curated record